Molecule: messenger RNA, 2852 nt
Organism: Chiroxiphia lanceolata (lance-tailed manakin)
Lineage: Eukaryota; Metazoa; Chordata; Aves; Passeriformes; Pipridae
Gene: OXCT1
Product: 3-oxoacid CoA-transferase 1
Exons: 17
Coding region: 60-1607 (515 amino acids)
Biological process (GO): ketone body catabolic process
Cellular component (GO): mitochondrion
Molecular function (GO): succinyl-CoA:3-oxo-acid CoA-transferase activity
Source: RefSeq, a predicted model, not a curated record
GCCGCCCCGGCCCGGCCGCCGCUCCUCGCUCCGCUCCCCGACAGCCGCGCAGCGCGAAGAUGGCGGCGUUCAAAUUCCUGCUGCAGCCCUUGGGCCGCCGCAUCCUCCUGCCGGCCGCGCGCAGGGCCGAGAUUUGUGGAUGCUAUUUUUCUACCAGUUCUCAUCGCAACACCAAAUUUUAUACUGAUCCUGUUGAAGCUGUAAAAGAUAUACCCAAUGGGGCAACUAUACUUGUUGGUGGUUUUGGAUUGUGUGGGAUUCCUGAAAACCUCAUUGGGGGUUUACUGAAGACUGGAGUAAAGGGAAUAACUGCAGUCAGUAACAAUGCAGGUGUUGACAAUUUUGGACUUGGUCUUCUGCUUCAGACUAAGCAGAUAAAACGCAUGGUGUCAUCAUAUGUUGGAGAGAACGCUGAAUUUGAACGCCAGUAUUUGUCUGGUGAGCUUGAAGUUGAGCUUACACCACAGGGUACACUUGCUGAACGUAUUAGAGCAGGAGGAGCAGGAAUCCCAGCAUUUUACACCAGUACUGGCUAUGGGACGUUGGUACAGGAAGGGGGUGCACCCAUCAAGUACAACACAGAUGGCACCAUUGCCAUUGCCAGCCAGCCAAGAGAGGUGCGAGAGUUUGACGGCCGUCACUUUAUUCUGGAGAAGUCAAUUACAGGAGAUUUUGCUCUUGUGAAGGCAUGGAAGGCUGACCGUGCAGGAAACAUCAUUUUCAGGAAAACUGCAAGAAACUUCAACCAACCUAUGUGCAAAGCUGCAAAGACAACUGUGGUAGAGGUGGAAGAAAUUGUUGACAUAGGAGCAUUUGCCCCAGAAGACAUUCAUGUUCCCAAAAUCUAUGUCGAUCGUUUAUUACAAGGAGAGAAGUUUGAGAAGAGAAUUGAACGUUUAUCAAUUCGAAAGCCUGAAGACUCAAAAGCCAAACAAAAGCAAACAGACAAUGUGAGGGAAAGGAUCAUCAAACGGGCUGCUUUGGAGUUUGAGGAUGGCAUGUAUGCUAAUCUGGGUAUUGGAAUCCCACUGUUGGCCAGUAACUUCAUCAGUCCAGACAUAACUGUUCACUUACAAAGUGAAAAUGGAGUCUUGGGUUUGGGUCCUUAUCCACUUGAAAGUGAAGUAGAUCCAGACCUGAUUAAUGCAGGUAAGGAGACAGUGACUGUUCUUCCAGGUUCUUCCUAUUUCUCUAGUGAUGAAUCAUUUGCAAUGAUAAGAGGCGGCCAUGUUGACUUGACAAUGCUUGGAGCUAUGCAGGUGUCCAAGUACGGUGACCUGGCCAACUGGAUGAUUCCUGGUAAGAUGGUGAAAGGGAUGGGGGGUGCUAUGGACCUGGUAUCCAGUGCACAGACCAAAGUCGUUGUCACCAUGGAACACUCAGCCAAGGGCAAUGUCCAUAAAAUCUUGGAAAAAUGCAGCUUGCCACUUACUGGGAAACAAUGUGUUGACCGCAUCAUUACAGAGAAGGCGGUGUUUGAUGUGGACAAGAAGAAGGGAUUGACUCUCAUAGAAAUCUGGGAAGGACUGACAGUGGAUGAUAUCAAGAAAAGCACUGGCUGUGACUUUGCAGUUUCGCCAAAAUUAAUACCAAUGAGGCAGAUUUAAAUGCGAAAUACAGACUGGGCUUAACUUCUCAGAAGGCUUGUUUCCAAAUGGGAGAAAUCGGUGACUGUUUUAGAGUUCUACUUUUUUUUUUUUUCCUUUUCUUAUUUUUUAAGGGCUUUGUAAGUAAUUUCCAGAUAGUUAAGCUCAGGCUUUGACUAUAAGUCUAAAUUGUAUUCUGCUUUCAUAACAUUACCAAUUUUAAUGGAAGGGUGAAUAUAUUCCCUAAAUUUUGAAUCCUAUUAUACUAAAAUGUUAAUGAUGAUUGUAAAAAAAAGAAGCCUUGUAGUCUGUCUGCCAAAUACUAUGUUUUUUACACAGAAUUAGAAAACAACCAUGCAAAACUUAUGAUUGCCUCUGUGUAUCCUGAUAUCUGUUGCUCUGGAACUGCGGCACUUGUCCAUUCUCCUGUAAAGGUGUGGGGUUUUUUUUCUGGAGUCAUCUAUAACAAGUGUACAUAUCUGUAGAGAGACAUCGGGAAUAUGAACUUUCCUUUUCCUGAGCCUUUUAAUCAGGAAAGGAAAUAGUUUUAUCUGUGAUAAAACUAUUCACACUGGUGGAAAUAACUGGGACCUAAAUGUAUCUGCUGCUUCCACGGUGUGCGUCUUUUGGUAUUAGGAAGCCUACACUUCCCAAAGUCCAACUGUGACCCUUUAUAUUUCGAUCAUACAAACUAGAAUGGGGCUGAUGUGAAGGAGGAAUAUUAAAAAGGCUCCAUCCCCAUGCAGACAACUGGUAGCUGCACAAUUUCCCACGUUAACUACUCUUACUCUCCAGAUAUAAUGCUUCUCCCCAGAUACCAGUCAAAGGCAAAUGAAUAUUGUUUCUGGAGUGAGGUCUGUCCUUCAGUGUUACACAGAGAAACAGGGACACCUUGAAGGUUGUGGACACCUUGAAGAUUCUUAAGAAGGAAUAUGGAUAGUUAAGAAUAAAAGCAUUAAAUCUGCACCACUUCCCAGUCAAGGCAUCAGAAAAAUCUAAAGAAUUUGUAACCCAAACUUAUUAUAACUAGAAUAAAUGCCAUAAGACAAUCAAAAUGAAAAGACAGAGUUUUUCUGCUGUUUGGUGAAGGGUUUUUUUCCCCUGUUGUUAAUUACAAAAUUAUUUUGAUAUUUUGUUAUUUUUGCAAAUAGGUGACAUGACAACAUUGAAUCUCAUAUACCAAAUCAGCACAAUAUGUCUUUAUUAUACAGAGCAUGAACUGACUGGAAAUCAACAUUUACUAAAAUAUAGUGUUUUCUCCGAGCA